Theileria parva strain Muguga is the source of this 1436-nucleotide messenger RNA. It is a transcript of the gene TOM40-1, whose product is annotated as mitochondrial import receptor subunit Tom40. Gene Ontology annotation, cellular component: mitochondrial outer membrane; mitochondrial outer membrane translocase complex. The record is from RefSeq and is a predicted model, not a curated record. Gene Ontology annotation, biological process: protein import into mitochondrial matrix. Lineage: Eukaryota; Apicomplexa; Aconoidasida; Piroplasmida; Theileriidae. Bases 236 to 1420 code for a protein of 394 amino acids. Gene Ontology annotation, molecular function: transmembrane protein transporter activity. The transcript has 7 exons.
UUUUAUUUGGAGUACUUAAAAUCUUUUUAAACCCCAAAUCGCAUUAAUUAUAUAACAAUAUUUUGUACAUAAUCUCGUUUAGUUAAAUUAACUGUAGUUUUUGUUUAAUCACACUAGAAUCUUAGUGGAGGCCUAAUCCCUCUAGUAUAUUAAAUUUAGGCCAGUAUUUCGUAAAACAUAAUGUACAUAUAAUAAUAAAAUAAAUUCUGUAACUUAAUUGUUGAAAAACUAAGAAAUGUCUUGGAUUCGAUCAUUUGGAGCUGGUUCCUCACUCUUUAACAAUACCUUCAAGGGUAUCUCGUUUAAUGAUCAGAGGGAGCCCAAUUCUGAAAAUAUCUUUAAAGAUUAUUUUCAAAACUUUAAAGAAUAUAAAAUUAAGAAUCCUGUUAAAACCAAAACUCUGGACUCUAAAUCCAUAAAUGGCUUCAUUUCCGAGAGAUUCCAAUCACUACUGAGUGUAGCACACUGCUCUGAAGAGAAACAAGAAUCUAAGGAGGACCAACAGCAUCCGCAGCCAUCACCUUUCGACCUACUCGUUUACGAGAACUUGGCUCGAGAGUACAAAAAUGUUAUCACCCAGGAUAACUAUGAUGGGUUUAGACUAGAAGCCGAUAGGCAGAUCACUAAAAAUCUCCAAGCUAGUCAUUCCCUUUACUUAGGAACACUCCUAAAGGACGUUGGUUAUAUAUACCAGAUUGGAGCCAACUACGCAAGCGAUGAUGGGAAGAAGUUCCUCAUGUUCAAGGUGGGAUUGGACGGAAAUAUCGCCCUCAAAGCCUUUGCCAAGUUGGGAAAUAGACUAGAGCUUAAGGCAGUCACAAAUUCACGACUCAAAAUUGAUAAUCAAAGCACCUUUGAAGUGGGAGCUGAUUACCUAUCAGACUACUGGACUGCCACAUUAAAGUGUUGUUGGCAAGGAACCUUUAUAUGGAAUAUCUGUUAUACACACCAGAUCCUACCCUGUUUUACAGUUGGGUCUGAAGUAACAUAUAUUGACGCUAAUGGAGCUUCUAUCGGUUCUUUGUCUGCAAGAUAUGUUCGGGGUGAUAACAUUUUUACCUGCCAACUUACCAGACAGCCUGACUUCAAGCACAUGGACUUUUCGAAAAAGGAAAUCAACUGUGCCAGAGUGCAAUACACCAGAAAGGUCAACGACCGCUUAUCAUUGGCUACAGAACUUGAGUUAUCCCCUUCAAUCAAAGAGUCUGCACUUAGAGUGGGCUGGGAAUACCUGUUUAGGCAUGCCAGAGUCCAGGGUAACAUUGACAGUUGUGGUCGGAUUGCCAUGCAAACACAAGAUUACAAUGGGUUUGGCGUUAGUGGAUGCAUUGAUUACUGGAAUAACAUUUACCGUUUUGGCUUCAUGAUGCAUCUUCUACCUCAACCUGAACAGAACCAAGAGAAUCCACAGCCAGCAUAAUGUUGUUACAACUGUA